AUGGAAAGUAUUGUUAAGGAUACAAUAAUGAACCAUUUAAAUAAAAAUAAGUUAUUAAUACCAGAACAACACGGAUUCAUUAAAUCAAAAAAUUGUGUAAUAAACCUUCUCGAGACAUUAGACAUAAUAACAGAAGCAAUAAAUUGUGGAAAAUGUGUUGAUGUUGCCUUUUUAGAUUUUUCUAAGGCAUUUGAUUCAGUUCCGCAUUCCAGGCUGCUCUUGAAACUUAAGUCAUUUGGUAUUGUCGGAAAAUUGUUGCAAUGGUGUAAAGCUUUUUUAGCAAAUCGAAAACAGAGAGUUGUUUUGGGACUGUUUGAAUCAGAAUGGGAAACAGUUCGUAGUGGAGUACCACAAGGAUCGUUGGAUCUUGACAUCUUAUUUAACUGGACUAAAAGAUGGCUUAUCAGUUUUAAUAAAGAUAAAUGUAAAAUCAUGCAUUUUGGUCGUGAUAAUCCGAAAAUAAAGUAUAAUUUAAAAUAUAAUGCUACAGAAACAGAGAUUAUUCAACAUGGACUAAUAGUAACGUCAUUGGAAAGAGACCUUGGUGUUUAUAUUUCAGACAAUUUAAAAUGGGAAGACCACAUUGAAAAAAUGCUAAGGCAAAUCAAAAAUUGGGAUAAAAAUUUUAGUAUGUUGUCAAAUGUGCUAACAGGUAAUAUUCCAUUUUUGAAAAAAAAUGGAAUAUUACCUGGAAAAGCUGAUGAUUACAUUUUUGGGCAUUACAUUGUACUGAUUACAUUGUAUUGA
Molecule: messenger RNA, 747 nt
Organism: Hydra vulgaris (swiftwater hydra)
Lineage: Eukaryota; Metazoa; Cnidaria; Hydrozoa; Anthoathecata; Hydridae
Source: RefSeq, a predicted model, not a curated record